Molecule: messenger RNA, 5078 nt
Organism: Arabidopsis thaliana (thale cress)
Lineage: Eukaryota; Viridiplantae; Streptophyta; Magnoliopsida; Brassicales; Brassicaceae
Product: GYF domain-containing protein
Exons: 10
Coding region: 353-4390 (1345 amino acids)
Source: RefSeq, marked reviewed
AAAUAAACAAUGAUAAAUUAAAUAAAAGAAAACCUGGGGUUGACAAAAAAAAAAAUGAAAGAAAAAACAAAAAACUGGGCAAAGUCGGAUCGGUGUUGUUAAACAAGCAAAGCCCUCCUUAGCCUUUCCUUCCUCUUGCUCCUUCACUCACUCUCGAUCUCGACGCGAAAUAGCUUUCUCUCUUCCAAAGGCAAUUAUCGAAAACCUGCAAAAAGUUUCUCCGCCAAGUCUCUCCAAAACCCCUUUCUCAUCUCUACUUUUCUUCUUCUUCUUCUUCUUCUACUGCGCUCGCUCCUCGCUCCUCCGUCUCCGUCUUCAACGUAAUCUCGAAGUCGGUUGUUUCAAUCCUGCCAUGGCCGAAGGGAAGUUCGAUCUGCCUGACGAUCUCAUCUUUUCCAAAUCUUCUGAUCAGCUCAAAGAAUUGGCCUCAGAUAACAGCAUUCCCUUGUCUCCGCAGUGGCUUUACACGAAAUCAAGCGAGUACAAGAUGGAUGUUCGAUCUCCUACUCCUGUUCCCAUGGGAAAUCCAAGUGACCCAAAUCCGAAGGAUGCAUGGCGCUUGGAUGCACCUGAAGACAAAAAGGACUGGAAGAAAAUUGUGCAUGAGAAUGAAACUAGUCGCAGAUGGCGUGAAGAGGAAAGAGAAACUGGUUUACUCGGUGCUAGGAAAGUUGAUCGACGAAAAACAGAGCGUCGUAUUGACAGUGUCUCAAGCAGAGAAACUGGUGACAUUAAAAAUGCUGCUGCUUCUGAUAGGUGGAAUGAUGUUAAUUCUCGUGCUGCUGUACAUGAACCCCGGCGCGACAACAAAUGGUCAUCUCGGUGGGGUCCUGAUGACAAAGAGAAAGAAGCUCGUUGUGAGAAGGUAGAUAUUAACAAGGACAAGGAAGAGCCUCAGAGUGAAAGUCAAUCUGUGGUUAGCAAUGUCCGUGCAACCUCUGAACGGGACUCUGACACUCGUGACAAAUGGAGGCCACGUCAUAGGAUGGAAUCCCAGUCUGGUGGGCCUUCUUCUUAUCGCGCUGCACCUGGGUUUGGACUUGAUAGAGGACGAGCCGAGGGCCCAAAUUUAGGGUUCACUGUGGGCCGAGGAAGGGCAUCUACUAUUGGGAGGGGUUCUUCAACUUCCUUAAUUGGUGCUGGUAGUGCUUUAUCCCCUGUGUUUCGUUAUCCAAGGGGUAAGUUGCUUGACAUGUAUAGAAAACAGAAGCCUGAUUCUUCCCUAGGUAGGAUUUUGACUGAAAUGGAUGAAGUUGCCUCCAUAACGCAAGUGGCUCUGAUUGAACCUCUUGCUUUUAUUGCACCUGAUGCCGAAGAAGAGGCAAACCUUAACGGCAUAUGGAAGGGAAGGAUCAUUAGUAGCGAAGUUUACACUUCAUCUGGGGAAGAGUCCUUAGGUGGAAACAGUCUGUUGAAAUGCCGCAUUCCUGAGUCAGGUGAGACAAAAGUGGAUGGUGCUUUGCUAGGGUUUAUGAAUGGUGACAAUGGUUCCAUGAAAAAUAAUGAUUCCGGAUUACUUGGUAGUCAUAAUGGAGGUCUGGGGGCUGCUUCUAGCGUCCCAAGAUUGAAUUCAGUGGCUUCUGAAAGUUAUGGAUCUGGUGGAGCUGGUUAUCAGCUUUCUCAUGGAAGUCCUGAAGCGGUUAGAUCAGUUUUUACUAAGUCCUCUGUGUUGGAUGGGAGCGAAUCCGUUGUUGGGUCUUUCGAGCAAGCUUAUACGGGCAAGCUGCAGCAACCAGAUACUGAAGUGGAUCACUCAGAAGGGGCUAUGCCACCUGAGGAGUUCUUAUUCUUGUAUAUUGAUCCUCAAGGAGUAAUUCAGGGACCGUUCAUUGGUUCUGACAUUAUUUCAUGGUUUGAACAAGGGUUUUUUGGGACAGACCUACAGGUUCGCUUGGCAAGUGCUCCAGAAGGGACUCCUUUUCAAGAUCUAGGCAGGGUCAUGUCAUAUAUAAAGGCAGAAAGCGUACAUGCCCAUAUCAGUGACCAAAAGAGUGAGCUAGAAGAGACUAGUUUAAAAGCAAAUUCAGAGGCUGGUGGAUCAGUUGCACAUGUAGCAGAAUCUAAUGAUUCAUCCUCUUUGACUGGCAUAUCUCGUUCAUUUUCUGUGUAUAACAACCCUUCAGGUCAGGAUAAUUUUCAGAGAAAGUCUGAGUCCGAAGUUUAUGGAAGACCACCACAUGCCGAGGACCAAAGUUUCUUGGACUUCUCUGCUCAGGAUGAAGAAAUUGUAUUCCCAGGAAGAGCUAGAGUUUCUGGUUAUGCAUCGUCUGUAAAAUCCUCUACAAGUAUGCAUGAUGCUUUAAUGGAAUUUUCUGGCCACUCUGAUAUCCCUGUUGAAGUAACUACGGCUGCUACUCGAAAUCAGAAUGAGAAUAAGCUGCACCCAUUUGGUGUGUUGUGGUCUGAGCUAGAGGGCGGUAGUACACCAGUUAACCCGUUACCAAACAGAUCUUCUGGUGCAAUGGGAGAGCCUAGUUGUUCAAUAGAAAACCGUCCCAUUAAUUCCCGAAGAAAUUCUCAAAUUGACCCCAACAUAUCCCUCGAUGCUUUGUCUGGUAACCGGAUGUCACAAUUUGAACAUGAAUCCAACUUCUUUAACCAUGGGGAUCAGCUUCCAUCAAAUCAACAUCACCAACAGCAUUUCCAAAAUCGGGAUAUGCUGUCACAUUUACAUAUAGGUGAUCAAGAUCUGGAGCAUUUAAUAACUCUCCAGUUGCAGCAACAACAGAAGAUUCAGAUGCAACAGCAGCAGAAGAUUCAAUUGCAACAGCAGCAGAAGAUUCAGUUGCAACAGCAUCAGUUGGAACAAGAGCAUCAGUUACAUCAGAAGCUCUUACAGGAGCAGCAACAGUCCCAUGCUCGACAAUUACAUUUUCAACAGAUUUUACAAGGACAGACUCCUGAUACAAGGUUUGGGCAGUCACAUGACUUCCCUCGAUCCAACAGUGUUGAUCAGAUGUUGUUAGAGCAGCAGAUGCUGAAUGAGCUGCAGAAAAGUUCUGGCCAUCCGUCACAAAAUUUCGCACCAUACAUUGAGCAACACGCCGCAGGAAAUUUUGGGCGGUUUACACAUGAAGGUCACCAAAGGGAGCUACUUGAACAGCUAUUUUCAACACAAAUGCAAUCUCAGUAUGGACAAAAGCAAUCUCAAUAUGGACAAAUGCAAUCUCAACAUGGACAACUGCAAUCUGAACCAAUCCGGUCUUUGGAGUACCAGCUGCUGCAGCAAGAGCAGCUUAUGCAAUUGGCAAAUGGAGUGAGGCACAAUACACUAUUGGAGGAACAGAGACAUAUUGACCCUCUGUGGCCAUCUGACCAUAGUGAUCAGCUUUUAAGAACUCAUCCUGGGAUCCACCGUUCACACUCUUCUGCAGGGUUUAGACCAUUAGACUUUCAUCAACAGCAGCAGAGGCCACACUUCGAGGAUCAGUUUAGUCAACUUGAGCGGAACCGUUCAUAUCAGCAACAACUUAGACUAGAAUUAUUGGAGCACGGUCUUCCAUUUGAGAGAUCAGCAUCGGGGCUGAAUCUGGAUGCAGUAAAUGGUCUUGGUCUCUCCCAGGGUCUGGAGUUGCGGGAUGCUACUGCCCACAUGCAAUCUUCUGGCAGAUUGGGAAAUUCUACUCCGGGUUUCAGUCAUCAGAAUCCCCGUAUACCAUUAGGUGAAUCACAUUUUUCACAUUUGGAACCAACGGAAGGACGCUGGUCUGGAGCCGAUACACAGCUAGCUGGUGACUGGGCCGAAUCUCAAUUUCGUAGAUCUAAUAUGGAUACUGAGCAUGAUAAAAUGAGGUCGGAAAUUAGGAGACUGGGUGAAGAUCCCAACUCAUGGAUGGUAGGUGGAUCUACAGACGACAAGUCAAAGCAGCUUUUUAUGGAGUUGCUCCACCAGAGACCUGGCCAUCAAUCUGCUGAGUCACCAAACAUGAACCGUGGGUAUCCUUAUGACAGGAUGGUUCCUUCAGGCCUUACCCCAGGGAUUCAAACGCUUGGCGGCCUUUCAGACCAUGGUGGUAAUCAAAACGUUUCAUCUGCUUUUGGGGAUCGUUCAUUUUCUGAUGAACAGGUCAACAGAGUACCGGGAUAUGGGAACAAUAUGGGAUCAUUGCACCAUAAUAGUUCCUUACUUUCUGGAAUUAUCGAUGCUGGGCGGUCAACUCAGAAUGAAACUCAAGCCUUCAGUAAUAUGUUUGGUAUGAACAAAGACGCGAAUGACAUCAAUACUUGGAACAAUGUGCCGCCUAAAAAUGAGGGAAUGGGAAGGAUGAUGUCAUAUGAUGCCCAAGACAGAAUGGGCAAGCAAGCAGUAUUAGACUCCCUGAUUCAAGAGGAGCUUCCUGUUGGUACGCCUGGUCAACAGUCCUCUUUCAAUAUCUCUGGCUUAUCCUGAUAUUCUCUUGCUGCAGACCGAUACAGUGACAACUUGGUUGGAGAAGAUAGAAGGAAGGAUAGGUUGGUAGUUCCAUCACAUGGGCAGAAUUCAGUUUUGUUAAAAAGGCCUCCCUCAUCUCAUUCUUCUUCGUCGCAUGAAGGAUUACUCGAGCGUAUGUCUGACACAGCUAGCAGGGCAGCAGCAAGUUCCUAUAGUGGAAUUGAAGGAGGUGUGAGACGGGAAUCAGGAGCAGCAGGAAACAAAGGGUCAACGUCAGAGGCGGCAUCGUUUAGUGAGAUGUUGAAGAAGAGUAAUAGCAUGAAGAAGGUGGCGGCAGAGUCAACUGAUGCAACCGAAGGAAGCAAAGGUGGCGGUGGUAAGAAGAAAGGGAAGAAAGGGAGGCAAAUCGAUCCAGCUCUUCUCGGUUUCAAAGUCACUAGCAAUCGAAUUCUUAUGGGCGAGAUCCACCGCGCUGAUGAUUUUUAGCUUUUGUUCGUUUGUACAAAAUCUUUACAUGUAAAGAUUAGAUUCUCAUACUUAGGCGUAUAGGUCCUUUUCGGACAGAUUUCUUACAUCACAUAAGAGCACACGAAAUGAAAUAAUAAUGUUUUUUAGGUGAUAAAUUGUUUGGUUUGCACUUUGGUACAAUGUUGUCUAAUUACUUGUACCUUGCCUACCCCUAUUUUAAGCAUCCACUCCAUCUGAC